Spea bombifrons (plains spadefoot toad) is the source of this 2730-nucleotide messenger RNA. RefSeq names its product interleukin 1 receptor associated kinase 2 (gene IRAK2). Gene Ontology annotation, biological process: protein phosphorylation; signal transduction. The record is from RefSeq and is a predicted model, not a curated record. Bases 55 to 2076 code for a protein of 673 amino acids. Gene Ontology annotation, molecular function: protein binding; protein kinase activity; ATP binding. The transcript has 13 exons. Gene Ontology annotation, cellular component: plasma membrane. NCBI's taxonomy places the organism in Eukaryota, Metazoa, Chordata, Amphibia, Anura, Pelobatidae.
UUGUUCUACAGUGCUCGGGAAAGGGUAUAAGUCACGUUCAUUAAUCAGCACAGCAUGGCGGGUGCACCUAGCAUUGUUUCCUCCACCCAGAUCCUGGAUAUCCCACCCGUGGUGAUGGAGGAGUUCUGUCGUUGUAUGGACUGCCUCAGCGAAUCAGAGUGGAUGCGUUUUGCAUCCCAUGUGGCCAGUGACCUUAUUACGCUCAGAAGCAUGCAAUUGUUGCAGAAGACAGGGAUCAGCGUGACCAGGGAGUUGUUAUGGUCUUGGGGACAGAGACGUACAACUGUGAAGGACCUGAAAGAUAUUCUCCAGAACCUAAAACUGUACAGAGCCUUGGACAUUUUACUACAAUGGACUCCGCCAUCUCCAACUACAUCCGAAGGCAGAAGAGAAACAGACGCAUCUACUAGAGAGAAAAAUAAAGAAUUGAAAAGCCAAGUCUCUUCCAGUUCAGAUGCUCCUCAACCCCUUCCAUCGCUUCUUCUUCCUCCACCUCCACCAUUGGAUCUAACCAAAUCCCUGCAGACAAACUCGGACAUGGAUUCUGUGUCACCCAGCCAAGAGACUCUGAGCAUCCCAAUGCAGGAAUGUAACCUGUACGAGGACACAUUCUGCCAACGUUGGACUUCAGGGGAGGUUGAAAAAGCCACAGAGGGAUUCAGCAGCAGCAAGAUGAUACACAGCGGAGAAUUUGCUGAUGUUUUCAUCGGUUGGAAAGCAGACAAAUUGUAUGCAAUAAAACGUCUUAAACAGGAAGAGAGUGAGAAGAAGAACAGGGCGCACUCCUACUUCAACACAGAGACACAGAUUAGAUCUCGCUGCAAUCAUCGGAAUAUCCUGUUUCUGGACGAUUUCUGCUCGCAGGGCGGACCUUUCUGCCUCAUAUACAAGUUCAUGAAAAACGGAUCCCUGGAUGCUGCGUUAGAGAAGACCGGAGCAGACACUCUCAGCUGGGAGAAGAGGAUGAACAUUGCUGUGGGUCUUCUACAAGCCGUCGGUCACUUACACAAUGCUGAUAUAUUACAUGGAAAUAUCAAAAGCUCCAAUGUCUUCUUAGACGAGGAUUUCUCUCCUAAACUUGGUCACUCCGGACUUCGUUUCUGUCCAGACAGAACUGCUGAGUACACUCAGGCGAAAACCAAAGACAUACAAAAGUACAAUUCCUACCUUCCAGACAGCUUUUUGCGGACCGGACUUCUCACUAAACAAACAGACGUAUUCUCUUGUGGAGUGGUUCUGGGAGAAAUCAUGACUGGCCUGAAGCCAUACGAUCAUAGCAGACAGCCUGCGUACUUGAAAUAUUUACUUAUAGAAGAAAUGGACCGUGUAACAGGACAGGUGGACUCCAAAUCGAAACAGGCGGAGGCAGAGUCCGCAGCAAGCGUGUGCGCACGACACAUAAGCCAGAAGUACACGGAUAGGAGGAGAGGAUGGCUGGAUGAAAGUGCUGCAUUACACUUUGCAUCUGCAAUCUGCUUGUGUCUGACCAAGAAGAAAAUAGACAUAUCAGAGGUUUAUACAGUGCUGGAAAAAGCUAAAAAAGAGUUUCAAAGGAAUACAGAGCUUACAGACAGCCAGUUGUCUCCAGAAAAGAGAGUGGUCUCCUUAAAUGUCCCAGAAGAAAUUGACUAUGAUGCAUACGGAUCCUCUGAGCACUCAGAAGAUGCCAUGCUUGAAGUGACCGGUUCCUCAAGAACGCCAGAUUCUACAGAUUUACAGAUUACAAGAAAACAAUAUUCUGCAGCUGCCAAUCAUGAUUCCACAAGGAACCCAUGUGAAGCUGAUGAAUCACCUACCGGGGACGAAAACGUUCAUUCGUCACUAGGGGGGGCAUCUUCUAAUUAUCAGCCAACAUCAUCAACUGCUGGAUAUCAAACUACGGGACAUGUAAAGAGCAGGGAAAGCCAAGAACACCAUGGCCCAUGUGAAGCUUCGGAUACAUCUUUUUUAUCUUCAGGAAGAAGUUUUCCAUCAUGGGGUAUUGUGGUGAACGAUCAGAAGAAGAAACUAAUGGAAAAUAUUGCAAUGUAUGAGGACGAGAGGCUGGACAGCUCAGACAUGUUUGAUUGCUCGUGAGCGUUAAAAGAUCACUUCCUAAGGUUUAUCCUUGCCAAGUUUCAUAAAUUACUCCAAGGAACGUUUGCAAAGAGUUAAACUUUAAGUAGUAGUUCUUCUUUACUUGAUUUAGUAGCACUCACAGAGAAGAACAUUUGAGUUUGAGAAGAAAAAUGGCAGACAAAAACUAAAUGCAAAUGAAAACCGAGCAUUCCGAGUUAUAAUAACCCAAAGACUGAUGGGAAGAAAGACCGCGGAGAUGAGAAAAUGUGUGAAAUUCACCGUUUGUGCAACAAGGAGAUCUGGAUCUUAUGGUAGAUCUUCGGGAGCCGUUAACAAUGUCUGCGAGACAUUUCAUUUACGUUUACAGUUAUUCAAGUGUACAGAAGGGAUACUCACCGGACGGCUCGCUCUCUAGCCAGAAUUAUGAGCUACCUAUAUUGGAGUUUCUUGGCAAAUAUUUUAUAGGGCUGGAGAGUGGGAUCAGCAAAGGAUCAGCAGGUAUUCCUGAUACCCUCUAUCAUGUGAGCGCAAUCAUAAAAACGUUUCUACCAGACAGCCGACGUGUAUAUAAGUACAAUGCCCUCUCCAGCCCUUCCAAGAUGAUAAGAGACUUAUAAUCAGAAAUGCAGGGGCAGGGUUGUUUAGAGGUGUGAUUUUUCUAAUAAAAGGAGA